GCCACCGCGACUGCGCGGCCACAUGAACACGGGCCACGCCACGCGGCCACGCUCACACCCCCACGCCUCGCUGACCGCGCAGCUGCGACGCCAACGCAGCCGCGCGCGCGCAAGCGAACUGGGGGAGCGACUGAGCGAGCGCGAGCGUCCCCCCGCUAUCCUAUAUAUCCACGUCUCGGCUGCGCGCACCCACCCCACCGAAGGGGCAGCAGUUAGAUCAUACUAUCUCGUACUUCGUAGAGAUCAGCCGCCGCCAUGGGCGUCCUGCGGAGCACGCAGAGCAUGCAGGCGGAGGUGGAGGAGAUGAGGACGGCGCUGCUGCACGGCGCCGGGGCGGCGGCCGGGUGGCGCCCCUCGGCCGGCGACGCGGACGUCAAGCGCGCCGCGGGCGGCGACGGUGGCGCUGCCGGCCCGCGCACCGUCUGCGUCACGGGCGGCAUCUCCUUCGUCGGGUUCGCCGUCGUCGAUCGCCUGCUCCGGCACGGGUACACCGUGCGCCUCGCCCUCGAGACCCAAGAGGACCUGGACAAGCUAAGGGAGAUGGAGAUGUUCGGCGAGGACGGCAGGGACGGCGUGUGGACGGUGAUGGCGAACGUGACGGACCCGGAGAGCCUGCACCGGGCGUUCGACGGCUGCGCCGGCGUGUUCCACACCUCGGCGUUCGUGGAUCCGGGAGGCAUGUCCGGCUACACGAAACAUAUGGCAAGCUUGGAGGCCAAAGCAGCGGAGCAGGUGAUCGAGGCGUGCGUGAGGACAGGGUCCGUCAGAAAAUGCGUCUUCACCUCUUCGUUGCUGGCAUGCGUGUGGAGGCAAAACUACCCUCCUGACCGACGGUUUCCUACCAUCAUCGACGAGAACUGCUGGAGCGACGAGAGCUUCUGCCGUGACAACAAGCUGUGGUUUGCACUGGGCAAGACGGCAGCGGAGAAGGCGGCGUGGAGGGCAGCCAGAGGGAGAGACCUGAAGCUGGUCACCGUCUGCCCGGCGCUGGUCACCGGGCCGGGAUUCCGCCGCCGCAACUCCACCGCCUCCAUCGCUUACCUCAAAGGGGCUCGCGCCAUGCUCGCCGACGGCCUGCUGGCGACGGCGAACGUGGAGACGGUGGCGGAGGCGCACGUCCGGGUGUACGAGGCCAUGGGCAACAACACGGCCGGCGGGAGGUACAUCUGCUACGACCACGUGGUGCAGAGGCCCGAGGAGUUCGUGGAGCUGGAGCGCCAGCUGGGGCUCCCUCGCAGAGCGGCGGCCGUGGAGGACUCCGGCGACCGGCCGGCGAGGUUCGAGCUGUGCAUGCAGAAGCUGGCGAGGCUCAUGUCGACGAGGAGGCGGUGCACGUACGACGACUACUACUCCGUCGCGUUCGACUAGACUGUAGUAGCUAGGCGGCUUAACACCGUGCACAGCAAGAGGCUUGCAGCGGCACUGCGCCACUGAUGGAUCCACCUGGAUAAAAGGCAACUUAAGUCUGGAUAGGCUGUUCGACGCAGCUCAAGUGCUCAACAUCGUAGCGGAUGGACGGGAGAAGAGUGUGUGCAACCCAUGUACAUAGUGCGAUCUUGUAGGCUGUUUGAUGCAUCAAUAAAGCUUGAUCGAGCCCCGUUUUUGGCUACCCAA
This is a messenger RNA of Oryza brachyantha (malo sina), 1614 nucleotides long. RefSeq names its product cinnamoyl-CoA reductase-like SNL6. Gene Ontology annotation, molecular function: 3-beta-hydroxy-Delta5-steroid dehydrogenase (NAD+) activity. The transcript is spliced from 5 exons. Bases 256 to 1368 code for a protein of 370 amino acids. The record is from RefSeq and is a predicted model, not a curated record. Gene Ontology annotation, biological process: steroid biosynthetic process. NCBI's taxonomy places the organism in Eukaryota, Viridiplantae, Streptophyta, Magnoliopsida, Poales, Poaceae.